AUGGCGGUCACGCGCCUCGCCGUGGCCGCCGCCCUCUCCUCCGCCCCGCCCUCCUCCCGCCGAGGCAGGGCGGCCCCGUCCUCGUGCCGCCCCCUCCCCGCCGCCUCCUGUUCUCGCGCACCCAAGUCCAAGGCCCUGCGCGCCACCGCCGCCCCCGCCGCCGACGCGGUCGACGAGGAGGCCCCCGCCUCCUCUCCUCCGUCAGAUCCUGGCAGGGGGGUGGAGAACCUGGUGAUCAUCGGCUCCGGCCCGGCAGGGUACACCGCGGCCAUUUACGCUGCCCGGGCCAACCUGAAACCCGUCGUCUUCGAAGGCUACCAGGUGGGCGGUGUUCCCGGAGGCCAGCUGAUGACCACCACCGAGGUGGAGAAUUUCCCUGGGUUCCCCGACGGCAUCACUGGGCCUGAUCUCAUGGACAAAAUGCGGAAGCAGGCGGAGCGGUGGGGUGCAGAGCUUCACCAAGAAGAUGUUGAAUUUAUAGAUGUGAAGAGUAGGCCAUUUGUUAUCCGUAGCAGUGACCGAGAGGUGAAAUCCCAUAGUGUAAUCAUUGCAACUGGAGCUACUGCGAAGCGACUUCGAUUACCUCGUGAAGAAGAAUUUUGGAGUAGAGGUAUCAGCGCAUGUGCAAUAUGUGAUGGAGCAUCACCACUGUACAAGGGUCAAGUUCUCGCGGUCGUUGGAGGGGGUGAUACAGCUACCGAGGAAGCAAUAUAUUUGACAAAAUAUGCGUGCCAUGUUCAUUUACUUGUUCGAAGAGACCAACUACGAGCAUCCAAAGCUAUGCAGGACCGAGUACUCAACAACCCCAACAUAACAGUACAUUUCAAUACAGAAGCUGUGGAUGUUGUCGGCAAUACGAAAGGACAGAUGUCCGGUAUUCAGUUGAGGAGAAUCGAUACGGGAGAGGAAAAAGUUCUUGAAGUGAAAGGUCUAUUUUAUGGGAUAGGACAUACUCCAAACAGUCAGCUGCUACAAGGUCAAAUUGAACUUGAUAGUUCUGGAUAUAUUUUGGUUGAUGAAGGGACAGCAAAAACUUCAGUUGAUGGCGUAUUUGCUGCUGGUGAUGUGCAGGAUCAUGAAUGGAGGCAAGCCGUUACUGCAGCUGGAUCUGGAUGUAUAGCUGCUUUGUCAGUUGAAAGAUACUUAGUCUCCAAUGAUCUUCUUGUUGAAUUUCACCAGCCUGUUCGUGAAGAAAAAAAGAAGGAGAUUGAAGGCAAAGAUGUCGAGAUGGGCUUCGACAUUACUCACACAAAGCACAAGGGACAGUAUGCACUCCGCAAGUUAUACCAUGGAAGUCCAAGGCUCAUUUUGGUUCUAUAUACUUCUCCAACAUGUGGUCCCUGCAGAACCUUAAAACCAAUUUUGAACAAGGUUAUAGAUGAAUACGACGAAUACGUUCAUUUUGUUGAAAUUGACAUCGAGGAGGACCCUGAAAUAGCAGAAGCUGCAGGCAUAAUGGGAACACCGUGUGUCCAGUUCUUCAAAAACAAAGAAAUGAUCAGGACUUUCUCUGGUGUGAAGAUGAAGAAGGAAUACCGGGAGUUCAUCGAGUCGAACAAAUGA
Messenger RNA from Triticum turgidum subsp. durum (durum wheat), 1563 nucleotides. The record is from the annotation of a GenBank genome assembly. NCBI's taxonomy places the organism in Eukaryota, Viridiplantae, Streptophyta, Magnoliopsida, Poales, Poaceae.